AUGUCAGAAUUAGUCAAUUCGUUGGGAGUGAAGGAGUCAUUUCUAGCAUCUAGCCUCAAUUCUAACUUUGUUUUGGGACUCGCAGAUGGAACUCUUCAUUCUGACCAGUUCAAUACUUGGCUCUACCAAGACUAUAUCUUUGUUAGACUUGUCUUUCCCUUCGCUCUUGCUACAGGUGAAAGGAUUCCAGACUCCGAAACUGCUUACAAGCCAUUGAAGGAUGCCAUUCUGGGAAACUUCGAGGUUUUGAAAAAAGAGCUGGCUCUUUUCCGUCAACGUGCAGCUGCAAACGGGGUCAUUUUACCUGUUGUUCCGGAAGUCAAGGAUACAGUGGAAGAAGAAUUAAACGCGUAUGGUGGUUUGAAACUACUCAGAGAAAUUGAACAGAGGUACCCCCAGGUUUAUAAUGAGGUUUCCCCGUUCAAUAUUUCCUAUGUCAAAUUUCUUGUGGAAGUAGCGGCUGACCCAAGAGUCUCUUGGAAAUAUUUAAUAGCCUUGUAUUGGAUUAUUGAACAGUGCUACCGCGAUUCUUUUGCAUCGGUUAUUAAUUCUGAGAAAUUUAACCAUGCUGCUGACCAAGGUAUGAAAGAGUUUGUUUCUUGGUGGGGAAAGAACCCCCAUUUCGAUGAAUUUGUCAACAUACUCGGAAAGAGUACACAGCAAUUGAUUCUUGAUGAUGAAACGAAUCGGCCAUUGGUUUUGGAUGCCGUGAGAAAUGUCUUGAAGCAUGAAAAAAACUUCUUCGAUGGAUCAUUUGGGCUCAGAUAG
Molecule: messenger RNA, 768 nt
Organism: Sugiyamaella lignohabitans
Lineage: Eukaryota; Fungi; Ascomycota; Dipodascomycetes; Dipodascales; Trichomonascaceae
Product: phosphomethylpyrimidine kinase (predicted)
Exons: 1
Coding region: 1-768 (255 amino acids)
Cellular component (GO): cytosol
Source: RefSeq, a predicted model, not a curated record